AUGGUAAAAGCAACUAUAAAAGAAAAAGACUCCGAUUCACAUCAACCUAGUACUUCGGGAACGAUAAUAAUCACAACACCGCAAAUAAAGAAACGCAAUCGAAAUUCAAAACCUUCACAAAGAAAGAAACAAAACAGGAAUUCUAAGAUAUCACAAAUUAACAAAACGAAUAAAAAAACAAAGCCAUCAGCAAUAAAAGUCUGUCGUUCUAAACUUGAAAAACUGGAUGACAACCAUUCUCCACUUGGAAGCAAAUCUGAUUCAUGGAAUUUUCAAUUACCUACUGAAGAAAAUUUAGAGUGUUCGGAAAUCCAUGAGUUUUUGAACUUAAGAUAUUUUUCAACAAUUCUUCAACAGUGGUUUUCAUGCGCUUGCUGCUCGUCUUUAUAUUGUGAAAGCCAAUUAAAAAUAGCUUCUGGUAAACAUGAAUUGUAUCAUGAUGUACUAAAAGGCGAACUUCUAUGCAGGAAAUGCUUUGCAUUUGCACCAUCGAACAAUUAUCCUCAUUGUCCUUACGCACGAUACAAGAAUAAAUUCGAAAUUUCUGUAAUACCGGAAGAUUUAAUAUUGGGUUUUAUAGAACAAAGAGCAAUUACAUUAAACCAUAUCUAUAUGAGUAUUAUUUUAAUUCGUGGUCGCCAAGCUGCUUUAAAAGGACAAAUAGUACAUUUUCAUGUUGAUACAGAUGUCAUUGUUGGUAAAUUAUUACCAUUUCCAAGAUACUAUGAAUUCCUGGCUGUUGUACAGGAAAAACCACAUAAAAAUAACGAGAUUCGUACUACUGUCACUUAUUCUUUUAAUCCAGCGCGAGUGUUGAUAGCUUUAAUCUAG
Messenger RNA from Rotaria socialis, 831 nucleotides. Lineage: Eukaryota; Metazoa; Rotifera; Eurotatoria; Philodinida; Philodinidae. The record is from the annotation of a GenBank genome assembly.